AAAAUUUUGGUAAAAAAAAUAAUACUCGUAUUAAUGGCACUUGAAAAAAGCAAAUGUGACUAACAUUUUGAGUGCUAAAAAAAUGUAAUAAUUCAUAUCAUCCUUAAAAAAUAAAAAAACAAAAAAAUACGAGAAAAAAAAAAUGGACGCCGAUAAGUUCCGAUUUUGAUAAAUCGUGGAUUCGUGGGGCAAAUGUUUAGGAUGAGGAAAUAUUUCUGAGUCACCAAAAAUAAAAUCAAAUCUCCAUAAUACCCUCAAAAAACAAAAUUAUUUCUUCCUCAUCCCAAAUUUUCAUUUCACUCAAAAAAUUCCCCAUAAAAAAGUCAAGGGGCAAUAUCGUCAUUAACAAAAAAAUAAAUUUUCAAUUAAUAAAUAAUAAAAAAGUAAAACCCAACUCCCCGCCACUCAACACAGUCCACCACUAUCUGACUGAAAGAGGAGAGAGAAAAUGGCGCUGCAACUCACUUCACCAUCUUUCUCUCUUUCUUCAACCUCCUUCUCAUCUUCUCACCCUAAAUUCUCUCUCCUCCGAUCAACCUCAGCCGUCCGAUUGAAUUCUCGAAGCUUCGAUUUCUUCUCCAGGAAGAUGACCACAACGACGCCGUUUGCUAUGAAGGCGGAAGCAGGAGAGUCGAAGGUUCUAGAAGAGGAGAGAGAGAAAACAUGGAGAAAAGUUUCGGCGGUGUUGUUUGAUAUGGAUGGUGUUCUUUGUAAUAGUGAAGAACCUUCUAGAAGAGCUGCAGUUGAUGUUUUCGCUGAAAUGGGCGUUGAUGUUACUGUUGAUGAUUUUGUUCCUUUUAUGGGAACUGGGGAAGCAAACUUCUUGGGAGGUGUUGCAUCACUGAAAGGGGUUAAAGGAUUUGAUACUAAUGCUGCCAAAAAAAGGUUCUUUGAAAUUUAUCUUGAAAAGUACGCAAAGCCAAAUUCUGGUAUUGGAUUUCCAGGUGCUCUCGAACUUAUUACUCAGUGCAAAGCAAAGGGCCUCAAAGUUGCUGUUGCAUCCAGUGCUGAUCGUAUCAAAGUGGAUGCAAAUCUAGCUGCUGCAGGGUUGCCCGUUGAAUUGUUUGAUGCUAUUGUGUCAGCAGAUGCAUUUGAGAAUCUGAAGCCUGCUCCUGAUAUCUUUUUAUCUGCAUCCAACAUACUUAAUGUGCCACAAAGUGAGUGCAUUGUAAUUGAAGAUGCACUUGCAGGAUUACAAGCAGCUAAUGCUGCCAAAAUGAGGUGUAUAGUUGUGACAACUACAUUAUCUGAAGAGAUUCUUGCAACUGAAGCUCCAUCACUUAUCAGGAAGGAUAUAGGGAACAUAACCCUCGAUGAUAUCAUCAGUGGUGGAUCUAACCUCCGCAAUGAGAGGUUGCAGGCAUCUCAACUUGAGGGAGAAGUGAGGAAUUCCUUCCCAUCUGGAGGGUUGCAGGCUUCCAGGAGAAAUAUUCUUAAAUAUGGAAGUUUAGGCAUUGCUGUAUCUUGCUUCAUCUUUGCCUUCUCAAACAGGAAGGCAAUGCAAUAUGCAUCACCAAAAGCCCUUUGGAAUCUAGCUUUUGGGGUAAACAACCCUACUCUUGGACCUAAUGAAGGUGAGUCGCGAUCUUCCAGGGUGCAACAGCUUGUGAAUUACAUAUCCGACCUUGAAAAAAGGGGAAAUGCCCUUGUUGUGCCUGAAUUUCCUUCUAGACUUGAUUGGCUAAAUUCCGCACCCCUUCUAUUCCGCAGAGAUCUCAAAGGUAAAGUGGUAGUCUUGGAUUUCUGGACCUACUGCUGCAUAAAUUGUUUGCAUGUUCUACCCGAUCUUGAGUAUUUGGAGAAGAAGUACGAAGAGAAGCCUUUCACUGUUGUUGGAGUACAUUCAGCUAAAUUUGAUAAUGAGAAGGACUUGGAAGCAAUUCGCAAUGCAGUUCUGAGAUAUGGAAUUACUCAUCCUGUUGUAAAUGAUGGAGACAUGAAUUUAUGGCGUGAAUUAGGGGUUAAUUCUUGGCCGACUUUUGCUGUUGUUGGACCCAAUGGUAGGCUUAUUGGGCAAAUAGCAGGAGAGGGUCGCCGAAAGGACCUUGAUGAUAUUGUUGAGGCAGCGCUUCUUUUCUAUGGUGAAAGGAAGAUGUUAGAUAAUUCACCCCUUCCUCUGCGUCUGGAAAGAGAUAACGAUCCCCGAUUGCUGACCUCUCCAUUGAAGUUUCCAGGAAAGCUGGCAGUGGAUGUGCUGAAUAAUAGGCUGUUUAUUUCAGACAGUAACCACAACCGUAUUGUUGUUACUGAUUUGGAUGGGAAUUAUAUUACACAAAUAGGGAGCUCAGGAGAGGAGGGUUUACGUGAUGGUAAUUUUGAUGAUUCAGCUUUUAACAGACCUCAGGGCCUUGCAUACAAUCCCAAAAGAAAUGUGCUAUAUGUUGCAGAUACCGAAAAUCAUGCUUUAAGGGAGAUCGAUUUUGUCAAUGAGAUGGUCCGCACACUUGCUGGCAAUGGUACAAAAGGUUCUGAUUACAGAGGUGGAGGAAGGGGAACCUCUCAGCUCCUCAAUUCUCCAUGGGAUGUCUGUUUUGACCCUGUCAGAGAGAAGGUUUAUAUAGCAAUGGCUGGCCAACAUCAGAUUUGGGAACACAAUUUAACAGACGAGAUCACCAUGGCUUUCAGUGGUGAUGGUUAUGAAAGAAACUUGAAUGGUUCGAGCCCGUUGUCCACAUCAUUUGCACAGCCUUCUGGAAUGUCGUUAUCUCCAGAUAUGAAAGAGGUGUACAUUGCGGAUAGUGAGAGUAGCUCUAUUAGAGCUCUUGAUCUCAAGACAGGAGGAUCAAGAUUGCUGGUUGGUGGUGAUCCUAUUUUCUCUGACAAUUUGUUCAAGUUUGGUGACCAUGAUGGAAUAGGUGCUGAAGUACUUCUUCAACAUCCAUUAGGUGUCUGUUUUGGACAAGAUGGCUUAGUUUAUAUUGCAGAUUCUUAUAACCACAAGAUCAAGAGGCUAAAUCCAUCAAAUAAACGAGUCACUACCUUAGCUGGGACUGGAAAAGCUGGUUUCAAGGACGGUAAAUCUUUAGAGGCUCAGCUUUCAGAGCCAUCAGGACUUGUUGAAGUCAGCAAUGGAAAAUUCUUGGUAGCUGAUACAAACAACAGUGUUAUCCGAUACAUGGACUUAAACCAAAGAGAACCACAACUUUUUACAUUAGAGUUGAAGGGUGUUCAGCCUCCUGUUCCUAGGGCGAAAACCAUGAAACGUCUGAGGAAGCGUUUAUCAGCUGAUACACAGAUUAUCACGAUGAAUGGUGGUCCAUCAACUGAGGGCAAUUUGUACCUUAAGAUAUCAGUACCAGAAGGGUAUCAUUUCUCAAAGGAAGCUCGGAGUAAAUUCAAUAUAGAAACACAGCCAGAUAAUGCAGUUAUCAUUGAACCCUUGGAAGGGAAUCUCAGCCCAGAAGGAUCUGCUGUCCUCCAUUUCAAAAGAUCCACCCCUUCACCUUCCUUGGGAAGAAUAAAUAGCAAGGUCUAUUAUUGCAAGGAAGAUGAAGUUUGUUUGUACCAAUCAUUAGCUUUUGAAGUUAACUUUCAAGAGGAAAAUUCCGGAUCAUCUCCGGCAGAAAUAACUCUACAAUAUCUCGUGAAACCAAAAGCAAGCAGAGACAGCCUACAGUUACCAGCUAGUUAUUGAUACAUGUCUCCAUUUGUAUAUAUGCUAUAAAUUUGCCAUUAAAAAAGCAUAUGAAGAUCAUUAAACUAGUUAUAGUCAUUCUGGAACUGAUUAAUUAUAUUAUUCCAGAUUAAGUGUUACGUUGAAUGUAUAUGCCAGCCGAUUUUGUUUCUUGAGUUUUCUUCAAUGGUCCUAUAUA
Chenopodium quinoa (quinoa) is the source of this 3812-nucleotide messenger RNA. Its product is annotated as NHL repeat-containing protein 2-like. Bases 449 to 3634 code for a protein of 1061 amino acids. Lineage: Eukaryota; Viridiplantae; Streptophyta; Magnoliopsida; Caryophyllales; Amaranthaceae. The record is from RefSeq and is a predicted model, not a curated record. The transcript is spliced from 28 exons. Gene Ontology annotation, molecular function: protein binding.